CAGUCGACAUUAGACAAACCAAGUGUGUAGACACAAAGUAGUCAAAAAAUUUCGUAAAUAAAUUGUGCUAAAUUUAAAAACUUGAAAUCUAGAGAAAUGCUUUCCUAUAGUUUGCUGUUAAUACUGCCAUUAUCCUUAUGGUCCUGCUUGAGUGCUUACGUUAUACCAAGCGAUUUACCCGAGCGCGUGGGAGAUAACUUCAUCUACUUCGGCUACGGCAGCAAUAUGUUGACCAAACGCAUACAUAUACAAAAUCCGACUGCGGUGAAAAUCGGUAUGGGCAUAUUGAAGGAUUACCGAUUGGAUUUUAAUACCUACACGGAACGUUGGGGUGGUGCACCAGCGACUAUUGUGCCUAUGCCUGGCGCGUACGUUUAUGGCACACUGUGGGAGAUAUCUCUAAGCAAUUUGGAUGAUAUUGAUGACCAAGAAGGCGUCCACGAGGGCAUUUACUAUGCAGCCAGCUUGCCUGUGCUGCUGUCGAAUAAUACAGUAGCCACUGCACGCGCUUAUCUGUUAGCCGAUCAACCGAAAAAACCGUUAAAUGAUUUCUCCGAUGAUGAUAAGGUGCCACUUAAACGGCAACCUUCGAAAACUUAUUUGCAAUGCUUGGUGAAAGGUGCAGAGGAGACUGGCAUUGUGCCAUGGUAUAUUGAGUGGCUGAAAUCUGUGAAGCACAAUGGCCAUGUAGCGCCGGACUUGGAGCAAAUUUUGGACUUGAAAGAUGUGCAACUGAACUCUUAAAACAAGCACAUUAAUUAGUGUUGUUAUUAACUGUGAUAAAUGUUUAUAAAAAUGUAGAAAUUUCAAAAUUUAUAUUUACCAAUGAAAAACUAUAUUUUAAGUGAUU
Molecule: messenger RNA, 850 nt
Organism: Bactrocera dorsalis (oriental fruit fly)
Lineage: Eukaryota; Metazoa; Arthropoda; Insecta; Diptera; Tephritidae
Product: gamma-glutamylcyclotransferase
Exons: 2
Coding region: 97-744 (215 amino acids)
Molecular function (GO): gamma-glutamylcyclotransferase activity
Source: RefSeq, a predicted model, not a curated record